UGGUGUUUGUUCUCCCCCUUUUGUUUUUUUUGUUUUUAACCUGUUUAUUGUUUAAGUGUAGUUUUCAGAGUGUUUGUUAGGAAUAAUUGUUUGUGGUGUCUUUCGUUGGAUUAGUUCCAGUUUUUCAAUCAACGUAUGAUGAGUUCCCCUACUACGUGCUCUAGCGAUUUAGAGUUCGUUUCCCUCACCCGUCGUGAGGACAUUGUUUGGCCCGAAGUGGCCCUUAAUUCUUCUGACAGCGAAGUCAGUGAUGCCUCUACUUUGCCACUAAACGAUAUCACCCUCGCCCAAAGUGACAUACCGGACACUCCUGCUUGCCCUGAUCCUGUGUUUGAGGCGUAUUUUGACGCCCAUGCUCGACCUUACAGCCCAGCCCCCCACUCUACUGGUGUUGGAUCCGUUGAAUCUUGCUCGAAACGAGACAGCUCCGCCCAGACUAACUCUUAUUUUCCGGAGGGUUUUCCUUUAGAAGGCAACUUUUAUAAUAUACCAGCCCAUAGUUCUGCCACUCAUUUGCUGAACAGCGAUCUCCCCCUUCGUCCCUAUGUACCUCCGGCGGCUGACGAACAAGUGGUCCUGCAGCUGAUCGCUCGGCGUAGACUUUUAGCAGACGGUUCCAUCCGAAUGGAAUAUCGGUGGGCUGGUCCCAAUUUUUAUUAAGUAAGUUUACCCUUAUCUAUUUCUAAUUCUCCCUGUUUUUUUUUUUUUUUUUUUUAUUUUAAAGUAAGUAUAUAUUACAACCGUAAUGUUUUCUUAUGAAUGUAAUUCUAAUAAUGUGCUGAUUUUAUUAUUGUAUAUAUGCUAAAAUUGCUACUGUGGUGACCGUGCCCCAAAUUCCUAUCAUUGUUGGGGAAUAUGUCUCAUUGAGUUUUUGGUUCGACACACGUUGGCUUUGUUCUUCGAAUUCUUUCUCUAAUAAUUUCAGUUUUUCGUCCGAAUCCGACUUUUUCCAUGAGAAGAAUUUGUUGUCGUUUUCUACUACUACGACCUUUCGACCUACAUCUUUCAGUAUCAACGAUACAUUUUCUAACUUUAAUUCGAGUUUGGGUUUAUAAAGAUAUCUAUACGGAUUCUCUUUAAUUUGAAGACUCGGCAAUUCUAUAGUAUCUAACUUAAGAAUACAUUCUCUCGCCACAUGUACAAUCCCUAUACCUGCCAAAGUGUA
Messenger RNA from Leptopilina boulardi, 1165 nucleotides. RefSeq lists its product as uncharacterized. Bases 136 to 660 code for a protein of 174 amino acids. NCBI's taxonomy places the organism in Eukaryota, Metazoa, Arthropoda, Insecta, Hymenoptera, Figitidae. The transcript is spliced from 6 exons. The record is from RefSeq and is a predicted model, not a curated record.